UGCCAGAGAAAUACCAUAAGCUGUUUACUAAUGCAGAGCGGCGAGCCACAGAAAUAUUUUCAAAGACAAAGCCAGUUGGGGGCAUAGUAAGGAGGAACUCACAAGAACCAAAGAGAGCUCCGAGACCUUCCACUGAAACAGCACAAGGCCCUACAUUACAGAUUUCAGCAGAGUUUCCCCAAAAUAACUCCACACUUGGUACUACUGCUCAACCUUCUCAAAAUGGCUCUGUAUUGGAAGCAUCAGCCAGACCAGUCCAUAUUCAUUCAGAACAGCAACCAUUGACUCUUCAUGAAUCAAGACAGCAACCUCAGUCUGUGAGGGAAGACACAGAUGGAACACCUGAAGGUGCCUGUGCUCUGGUUGAACCUUCACACUGCUUUAAUUCUCAUAAUUUCAACCAAGGUGCCAGCCAUUCCAACUCUUAUGUAACAUCUCCAAAGAUUCCUGAGGCCCUCCUCAACCCAACAGCUACACUGCACACCACUGUUAAUUCAAGACGUCCAAUGGCUGAUGUGACUCUGCCAAAAUUAGCAAAUAACCAUGCUAGUAAACAGGAAUCAGUCAGAAAGAUCAAUAACAAUGAAAUCUAUGGAACCUGUGCAGAAGUGUCUUGUGAGGAUAACAAUCUAGAGGAAUUGAAGACCAGACAUAAAGCAGCUCAGUAUGAUCCUCAUAAAGAUUAUUUGGACAAGCUAGAGGAAAAGAGAGUGAAGGAGAUGACACAGGAGUCUGGGGGCAAAGAAGUAACAAGACAAACUAAUUCCUCUGGAGGAGCAUCACUUACUGGAGUUGUGACAGUUCAGCCCCUCCCAAGUCCUCAAGGGCAUCCUGUAGAAUGCCCUGGAGCAGAACGACACCGCAGAAUUUCUAAUGCCUCUGAUACAUCAAACCAUAGUACCAGUGUUCCAGUGAUCCCAUAUAAAGAACUAGAGGAAGCUACUGCACUUUGGAAUCGAGAUCAUCUCUUGGGCCGAGGAGGCUUUGGUUGUGUAUUUAAAGGUGUUUGGAAAAACACAGAAGUUGCCAUUAAGAGAAUUGAACCCCAUGACAAUGCCUCAUUAGAUAACACUCGACUACACAUAAGCCAGAGCCUUGAGGAAUUAAAGCUUCUGCAGUCUUAUCGCCAUGAUAAUAUUCUGCAGGUUUAUGGUUACUCAACAGAUCAUGAAUUGUCACCAUGUCUAGUGUACCAGUUUAUGCCCAAUGGAUCUGUUGAGGAUAGACUUCAGUGUAGGAAAAUUGAAGCUUUUGGUGAAGGGCCACCAUUAGGAGCAACCACACCACUUUCUUGGUGGCAGCGCUUCAGAAUAGCCUGGGGCACAGCGCGAGCUUUACAGUUUCUACACACAGUCAAAGACAAGCCACUUAUUCAUGGGGACGUAAAAAGUGCUAACAUAUUACUGGACCAAAACUAUGAACCCAAACUAGGUGAUUUCGGCUUGGCAAGAGAAGGCAAGAGCCAGUCAACUAGCAUGAAAGUCUCACGAGUUCAUGGUACCAAGCCUUACCUUCCAGAUGAUUACUUAAGGUCAAAAAAGCUGUCUGUAAAAGUCGAUACAUAUAGUUAUGGUGUUGUUCUCUUUGAACUGUGUACUGGUCUUAGAGCUUAUGAUGAAAAGAGAAAGGAAAGAGGAAAGUUUUUGAAGGAUCUUGUGGAUGACACUACUGACGAAGAGUCGCUCAGAGACAGAAAUGCUGGAAUCAACCAUGAAGAAGUGUUUACAUUCCUUUAUAAACUUGGAAAAGACUGUGUGCAUUCUGCAGCAGGAAAGCGUCCAGACAUGACUACAGUUUUCAAGGAACUGGAGAGUUAUGGUGUAGUCUUGGAUGAGCGAGCCCGAGCAAAAAGAAUCUCCUUAGGGGAAAUGAGUUCAGUGUCUUCAACACCACACAUGCUGCAAAUACACUAUGAUACUGCUGGAUCUUUUCACUCGCCAUCACCAUCCCCUUCUACCCAGCCAUCCCUUCCUCACUUUUUUCAUCAUUCUCCAUCUCCCUCUCCUGCUUCUAUGCUACCACCUUAUCAUUCUCCACCAUCCCCAUCUUCAAUUCCACCACGUUCACCUGUUCCACCAGGAUUAUCUCCAAAUUCACAUGUACCUCCACACUAUUCCCCUUGCCCAGCAGUGCUUGGAAAUGUUCCAAGAUUAGUUGCUAAUGGGUCAGUCGCAUAUCAUCCACGAAUGUUUCAUUAUGGUGGAACAACUGGUUGGAAACAAGGAGCUGGGGGUAAUAUUGUUUACGGAAUGAAUCCUCUUCAACCUAGUAUUCCACAGUUUCAUGUGCCACAUAUAAAUGUCAGUCCAACCUUGGCUAAUGGUAGUGAGAGCAGAGACCCGCCCAGCUAUAGCGAGACUAUAUCUCGGCUUCCCAGUGGUGCUGUUGGUAAUGUGCCUCCAAUGAUACCACAGCUCUCAGGACUCUAUAUCAAUGAUGGCCAUGGUAAUGAAAAUAGCAAUGAAUCAUAUAACUCUGAUAGUGAUUGUGGAUAUUCUGAAUCAAGCUCAAUUACUAACACUACUCAGAAUGUUGGUAUGAUAAAUGUUUUACACACUUUUCGCCAAGGGGCUGUGGCAGAUUCUGGACUACCCACAGUUUUGCCAACAGUUAUUUCCAGUCGUGAAGGUAACUCGAGGGAAAAUCCUGCUGCACCUUGUCCUUUAUUAACAGAAUUGGGUACUAAAUCAACUACUGCAGUAUCCUCUAGAUCAUUGUCUAAUACAGAAAUGCCUACUGCUGCAAAGAAGCAAUUUAAGUUAUUUGGUUGAUUUUUCUUGUAAUAAAGUUUUUGUUAGAUAAUUACAAAUAUUCAAAUCAUAUUUUUUUACUUGUAUAUACUGUAUAUAUGUACCUUAAUGAGUGAACUCAAAGAAAAAUUACUUUAUAUAUAGGAAAGUACAUUAUCAUCAUUCAAGCAGGCAAAGUCUUCAUGGUUCAGUGCUCAUUCCCACCAAAUUGCAUCAACCAAUUCUCUCCCUAUUUUUGUUCAUUUUACUUUAGUAUCAAGUACAGUACUUAUGGAGAAAGCAUAUUGCCAGUGCCCUGUAUUCUACUUGUCUCACAUUUUCUCGAAGACCACCCCAUUCAAGGAAGUUCCCUUCCCGUGGCAAAGAACCUCUUGGAUCUUUCUUUCCUUCCUUGGAUCAGAUCUAAAUUUCUCCUACCCCUCCUCUCUCCUUUUAGUUUCCUUGGAUAUUAUAUGUCCUUUUGUGAAAUCCAGCUCCAAGACAGAAAGAUAAUGAACCUCUUGUCAACCCUCUUCUAAUGUAGCCUCUGUUGGUAAUGCUCUAGUGGUUGGAUCACUCCACCUGAUGGAAAUUUGAUCUUUAGGCAUGUCAUGUUAUCUUCUGGUGAAGAUAACCUGACAUGCCUGUUAGCUGAAAAAUGAUUGCACAAUCUGUGAUUUUAUCUAAUCAGGUGGUUUUUGCCAAUCCUUGCUCAGUCAAUGCUGGAGGUACCAUCUUGGUAGGGUAGGAGUCAAAUUUGCUGUAAUACGUUAUUUUCAGUUAAAACAUCUGAGUGAGUCUGCACUGAAAGUGGCAUACUGUCAGAGUGGGUAGCAGAAGAGGUUGGUAAACACCAGAUAAAGGAUACAUGUGGAGGGUCAUAUGAGCUAUCAAGGUAUAUAUGGAAGAGGAAGGGGUGCCAUUUUUUGAACUAGAACAAAGUCCUGCAGCUGUGCCCAGAAAGAUGAGUGGUUGACUUGAAAAAUCUCUUAUUUUCAUACUUGCUAAGCAGUGGGAUAAAUGCAAACAUAGAAAUGCAUUUGUAGGGUUUUACUGCAGAAAUGCAUAACAUGUGAAGGUUAUAAUGAAGUCAUGAUAUUCUUCAGUCUUGAUGCCGCUGCCUUUUGAAACACUUGCAGCAACUUUUGCAUUUUUCUUAUUAAUAAACUGCAUCAUCGUA
Molecule: messenger RNA, 3909 nt
Organism: Cherax quadricarinatus
Lineage: Eukaryota; Metazoa; Arthropoda; Malacostraca; Decapoda; Parastacidae
Source: RefSeq, a predicted model, not a curated record